Molecule: messenger RNA, 2882 nt
Organism: Brachypodium distachyon (stiff brome)
Lineage: Eukaryota; Viridiplantae; Streptophyta; Magnoliopsida; Poales; Poaceae
Product: basic proline-rich protein
Exons: 1
Coding region: 266-2563 (765 amino acids)
Biological process (GO): defense response
Source: RefSeq, a predicted model, not a curated record
UCGAGCAUUCUUGGAGCAUCAGAUGCCUCCAAAUCUUGGCCUAACAAAGGAGAGAAUCUGGGAUAAAAAGUUUCAGUUCAAGCUCAUUGCCAAUCAGGGACUCAUUGUCAUUUCUUCAUCGAAUGGCUCCGAUCGGCCGAGAGGUGCCACCUGCUCUUAGCUAGUACCAUGGUUGGCGCAAAGCGUGUGUAAUUCCUCAAAAUUUACUCUCUUUUAAAAAAAAUUACUAGGUAGAAUCAGAGUUUCAGACAGACAGAUGUGAUGGAUGAUGAAGAUAUGGGUGCAUCUGAAUUUUUCACCCUCGUUUUGCUUCCUAAAAGGAAUCUCACGGAUUUAUUUACCGAGGCUUAUCUUGUUAUCUACACGCCUCCUAGGCUCCUAUACAUACAUGUUACCUUCUUCCCCCCCCAGCUUUUUAAGCCACGCCACAGUCGAUCACCUGGCAAUUGAGCUUGCAAAAGCUUCAAGAGAAACAAUGGCGGCGUACAGGGUGCUGGAGGUGACUCUGCAGUCGGCGCGGGACCUGCGGAACGUGAACCUGAUCCACCGCAUGCAGGUGUACGCCGUGGCGAGCAUCUCCGGCGACCCGCUCACGCGGCAGGCCACCGCGCCGGACCCCUACGGCGGCCGCCACCCGACGUGGAACGCCACGCUCCACUUCGCCGUCCCGCACGACGCCUUCACCGGCGGCGGGGGCGCCUGCCUCCACGUGCUCCUCCGCGCCGAGCGCACGCUCGGCGACCGCGACGUCGGCGAGGUCAUCGUGCCGCUCUCCGAGCUGCUCGAGAGCGAGGUGGCCCGGUCGGCCUGCUUCCAGGUGCACAGGGUCCAGCGAGCUGACCAGAUCCGUGGGGUUCUUUACAUGACGUACCAUCUCGGCCCUGUUGUUAAGAAGGAGGAGCCGCGGCCGCCGCCGCCGCCGGCGAGGGCAGAUGAGACUGUCAUGGCGUACCCGGUUCCGGCUGCGCUGCCGCCGCAGGCUGGUGCCUGGCCAUGGCAUCCGGCCGUGCUGCCGCCGCAGGCUGCGUGGCCUAGGCGAGCGCCACAAGCUGGGUGGCCUUGGCCUGGGCAAGUGCCUCCGCCGCCGGCGCCUGCGAAACCAGCUGCAGGACACGUGCAGGGCGCGCCGUUGUCUCCUGCGAAACCAGCUGCAGGGCAUGUGGCUGGUCCUUCGCCUCCGAAACCGGCCGUGCAUGUGAUGCCGCCGGCAUCCCCGGGAGCUUCUGGACACGUGAGCGUGCCAGCUUCGCCUGCGAAACCUGCGGCUGCCGUGCCGCCAUCAUCUCCGAGACCUUCCGCGUCGUCGUCUCCAAGACCUGGAGGCGGGUACGUGACCGUGCCAUCUUCGCCUGCGAAACCACCCAUGCCGCCGCCAUCUCCAAAACCAGCGGGGCAUCAUACGGCCAUGCCACCGCUGUCUCCUACGAAACAAGACGCCAUGGCGCCGCCGCCAUCUCCAAAACCAGCAGCACAUACGGCCGUGCUGCCACCUUCGUCCCCGAGGCCGCCUUCCUGGUACUUGCAGCAGGCGGCCGCACGGCCAUCUCCAAAACCAGCCAUGCCGCCGCUGUCCCCAAAAGCUUCCGGCGGGCACGUGUCCGUGCCGCCGUCCCCAAAAGCUCCCCGCGGGUACGUGUCGUCCGUGCCGCCGUCGCCGCAAUCUUCCAGUGGGUACAUGUCAAGCGUGCCGCCGUCUCCAAAGCAAGCCGUGCCCGCAGCAGCUUCUCCUGCGAGACCGGCCGGCGGGCACGUGCCGGUGCCGCCAUCUCCACAAGCUUCGAGCGGGUACAUGACGAGCGUGCCGCCUUCUCCACAAGCUCACGGGGGUUACAUGACGAGCGUGCCGCCUUCGCCACAAGCUCACGGGGGUUACACGACGAGCGUGCCGCCUUCGCCACAAGCUCACGGGGGUUACACGACGAGCGUGCCGCCUUCGCCACAAGCUCACGGGGGUUACACGACGAGCGUGCCGCCUUCGCCACAAUCUUCAAGCGGAUACAUGUCGUCCGCGCCGCCGUCUCCAAAGCAAGCCGUGCCUGCAAGACAACCCGGCGGCCAUGGGCACACGGCCGCCGUGCCAACGUCUCCAAAACCAUCCAGACUAGGAGAACACGCGUCCGUGCCACCGUCUCCGAGACCAGCCGCCGGACACAUAGCCGCACCACCGUCGCCUGCAAAACCAGCCAUUGGACAUGUGGCCCCGACGCCGUCGCCUGCGAAACCAUCCGUUGGACACGUGGCCGCGCCGCCGCCUCAGAAGCCAUCGGAACACGUGGACGUGGACGUGUCGUCACCGUCGCCGUCGCCAGACCGAGCGCUCGAACGCGUAGCAACUGAAAGCUCAACGGUGACGAGGAAGAACAGUGACGUGGAGUUCGGGAUGAGGCUCGGGGCCGGGCUGGUGAGUGGCGCCAUCAACGGGAUCCUGGCCGGAGCCGCCGGCGGCAACGGCAAGAGAGGAGGAGGAGCAGCCAGCUCGUUUUCGAUGGGUCUCCUUCCGUUCGGCCGCAGCCGUAAAGACCGGUCUGUGUCCAAGGCGUACGACAGAGAUGCCGGCCAGUAACUAACUAACUAAGCAAGACACGGAGUUUACUUAGCUUACUUAAUACGGCUAUAUUGAUUUUAGCCCUCAAUGUGAGUUAUACAAACACUAGCUGGCACUAGUAUAGUACUACUGGCGAAGCAAUAAACGGUGCACGUCUUUGCACCGUAUACUAAUAGAUGAGGUUUUGCUUGUAAUCUCCUGAGUUCUAUGUAUGUACCAAUGCAGAGGAUUUGAACUUUGAAGGGCUGUCAACUACUCCUAGUUGCUGCUACCAUGUAAAAAAAAGAACUAUCGACUGUAAAAACAAAAGUAUUAAGAAUCGAUUCUUCCAUCUGCA